AACAAAGUUACCUAACUGACUUUUAAGGGAGUUGCUACCUAUAUGUAGUACCUACCAUUACCUAGUACCUAGUAGUACCUACUGUAUUGUACCUAGAGAUGGAUACAAUCGGUAAGAAUGGUUGAUCCGUCCGGCGCACAAAACUGCCAGGUGACAGAUAAGUUAGGUGGGGACCUUUCUAAGGUUAGACCGGGAUGUUGAUCUCACUCCCGCAAAGAGCCCCAUGAUUGAUUUUUUUUUUCGACACCUCUGCAAGCUAAAUAAUUAAAAAAAAAAACCGAAACACCGUCUCUCUAAUUGUCGGGACCUCAUACACUUGGAAUCUAACCCAGAUAAUAAUACUCUUCACAAGAUCAAAUCGGCUGGGGUAAAUACUUACGAAAAAGAGUAAAAUACCGAGCUUUCUCUUUUAUUCAAGUCGCCAUAUUUCGCCAAGUUUCCUUUUCUCUUAAUUUUUAUUUUCUAUUGUCGUCAUUCCUUAUCAACGACGUCAGCCCUCUCGACUGUCUUCCGACAUGGAAUACAACCUCUCAUCCCAGCCUUUGGGCUCGUCGCCUUUAGGUUUCCUCACAGCCAAUCCCAUAGCCAAUGCCAUCGGUGAUGCCUAUAAGUCAUUUUCAGAGCGACGAGCAAAGCUCGGCUUACCGAAUCCCGGCACUGUCGAGACAAUUGCGAAGGAGGUCCAACGAGAUGUUUCCCUUGCCAACUACAUGCACACUGGCAUAAGAGCAGACCUUACAAAAGCUGUCAGCUUGUCACCACUGUUCCAAGUUUCCCAUCAAUUCGCAAUGGGCGAGCACCAGAAUCCUUAUGCCUUUGCUGGCCUCUUUGGCACUAACAAGGUCUUCCUUCAAGGCAACAUGGAUAACAACGGCCUCCUCUCAACGCGAUUCAACUAUCGAUGGUCUCCUGCCCUUGUCUCGAAGACGCAGUUUCAGAUAGGAUCGCAAGAUAUGGCGUCAAUUGAGCAUGAAUAUGUCGGUAGCGACUUUACUUCCUCGGUCAAGAUGCUUAACCCUUCGUAUCUUGAGGGUGGUUUAACUGGCAUCUUUAUCCUGAGCCAUCUUCAAUCUCUCACCAGCAAGCUAUCCUUGGGUCUUGAAGCGGUCUGGCAACGAGCCGCACUGAACCAACCACCCGAGUCUGCGGUAUCUUACUGCGCAAAGUAUAAGUCCGACGAUUGGAUCGCGACCGCGCAGCUACACGCCCAAGGUGCCUUAAAUGCGACAUACUGGCGAAGAUUAUCCGACAAGGUUCAGGCUGGCGUCGACAUGACUCUUCAAGCAGCUCCUACUCCCGGCGGACUAAUGGGAGGCGGCUUUCAAAAAGAAGGUGUCACGUCUGUCGGCGUGAAAUACGACUUUCGCAUGUCUACAUUCCGAGCGCAAGUCGAUUCCAAGGGCAAGUUGGCUUGCUACCUAGAGAAGCGCGUGGCACCCCCUGUCAUGAUGACUUUCUGCGCCGAUGUCGAUCACUUCACUCAAUCUGCCAAGGUUGGUCUAGGAAUUAGCAUCGAGGCUGGUGGUGAAGAGUUGCAGGAGCAGCAAGAGGUUCUUGGCGCUCAAGCAUCUCCCAACAUCCCCUUCUAAGCAUCGACUUUGGUCACAUUUGGAUGACUCUCCUGAAUAGAACCUCC
Messenger RNA from Hypoxylon fragiforme, 1636 nucleotides. Its product is annotated as eukaryotic porin-domain-containing protein. The record is from RefSeq and is a predicted model, not a curated record. Lineage: Eukaryota; Fungi; Ascomycota; Sordariomycetes; Xylariales; Hypoxylaceae. The coding region runs from base 516 to 1589 and encodes 357 amino acids. Gene Ontology annotation, molecular function: transmembrane protein transporter activity. Gene Ontology annotation, biological process: protein import into mitochondrial matrix. Gene Ontology annotation, cellular component: mitochondrial outer membrane; mitochondrial outer membrane translocase complex. The transcript has 3 exons.